Molecule: messenger RNA, 2185 nt
Organism: Cryptomeria japonica (Japanese cedar)
Lineage: Eukaryota; Viridiplantae; Streptophyta; Pinopsida; Cupressales; Cupressaceae
Product: beta-hexosaminidase 2
Exons: 2
Coding region: 346-2091 (581 amino acids)
Biological process (GO): carbohydrate metabolic process; glycosaminoglycan metabolic process
Cellular component (GO): membrane
Molecular function (GO): beta-N-acetylhexosaminidase activity
Source: RefSeq, a predicted model, not a curated record
AAUAAUCGACCAGCAGUACAUAUCCUAAAGGACUUACAGGUAGAUUCAUCAUCUUCGUCGUAGAUGGGAUGAGAGAGCAUUUAUUUGUGUAUCCAGUCAAAUAAGAUCAGUUCCGCGUCUGACUCUGCCCGAUUAUAAUGGCUCUACGGGUAAUCAUCGUCUUGUUUACGGCAAUAGAUUUUGGCUUAUCCUGUAAUCUCGACGCCAUAAAAAUUUCGACCUACGCAUCAACGUGACGCCUCACCCAACACUGGAAAACCCACGAGAAUUCAAUGUAAAUAAAGACUUGUGAACCAUUCGACAUAGACAAAAGACAUAAAAUUGUGUUCGACCAAUAUCAAGACAAUGAAGAUACUAAGGGCUGUAUAUUUGUCGACGCUUCUCUGUGCAGUGCUGCGAAUAGCAGAGUUUGCAGACGAGGGAGAACAAGCAUACGUUUGGCCAAAGCCAAUUUCUAUUAAAUGGGGGAAACCCUCUGAGUCAAUUCCCCUAUCCCCAAAAUUCCGGAUCAUCAGUCCUCCACACAAAAAUCUCAGAAAUGCGGUCGAACGCUACAGGCGCCUCAUUUUCUCAGAGCGCUGGAUUCCAAUUCAGUCAUCCGCCUAUGAGAUAUUAGGGUCUUCUCCACUGGCGGGCGGUCCUCCAUUGGAAAACCUGAUCGUCCAGGUCCGUGAUCUGCAGGCCGAUUUACAGCAUGGGGUGGACGAGUCCUACACUUUGGCAGUCCUCAGUGGUGGGUCGGCCAAUCUGACGGCCCAGACGCCAUGGGGAGCCAUGCGUGGCCUAGAGACCUUCUCGCAGCUCGUGCGAUAUUCUUCUGGUUCCCCGCUCGUUAUUCAGCGCCCGGUUAUGAUUGUGGACCGCCCGCUCUACCCGCACAGAGGGGUUUUGCUGGACACAGGUCGGAACUUUUUCCCUGUCAGAGACAUUCUACGGACUAUAAGGGCUAUGAGUUUCAAUAAGCUCAAUGUAUUCCACUGGCACAUCACUGAUUCGCAGUCGUUUCCACUGGAGUUAGUGUCCGAGCCGGGCCUGGCCAGGGCAGGAGCCUACUCGCCCGCAAUGCAAUAUUCAGGGGAAGACGUGCGACGAAUUGUUGAAUACGGGCGAGACCAGGGCGUCCGCGUCGUUCCGGAAAUCGACAUCCCAGGUCACUCGGCAUCGUGGGCAGGUGCAUACCCAGACAUUGUGACCUGUGCGGGCAUGUUCUGGUCGGAGCCGGGCACCAACUGGAGCAAUCGCCUAGCCUCCGAGCCAGGCGCCGGGCAGCUAAACCCUCUCGAACCCAAAACGUACCAGGUCGUAAAGAACGUUGUGGACGAAGUAGCGACCCUCUUCCCUGAAAAUUUCUAUCAUGGGGGCGCGGAUGAGGUAGUCCCCGGGUGCUGGAAAACCAACCCAAAGAUCCAAAAAUUUGUGGCGAAUGGAGGUAGCUUCGAUGAAUUACUCGAAAAAUUCGUGUCCACAACCCAUCCAUACAUAACAGCCCUCAAUAACAAGACCGCAGUGUACUGGGAGGACGUCCUGCUGGACGACACAGUUAAGGUGAAACCCCAGAUUUUGCCCAAAGAGACCACCAUUCUUCAGACGUGGAACAACGGCCCCAACAAUAAAAAGCGUAUUACGGCGGCCGGGUACAGGGCCAUCGUUUCGUCCGCGGAUUUCUUCUAUUUGGAUUGUGGGCACGGGGGCUGGGUGGGCAACGAUAGCAGCUACGAUAAGCUCAUCGAAAACCCUAAUGGCGGAUCGUGGUGUGCGCCCUACAAGACGUGGCAACGGAUCUAUGACUAUGAUAUUGUGUAUGGUCUGAGCAAGGAGGAAGCUCAGCUUGUUUUGGGAGGAGAAGUGGCCAUCUGGUCUGAACAGGCGGAUGGGACAGUUUUGGACGGUCGGUUAUGGCCCAGAGCUUCUGCAAUGGCGGAGUCAUUGUGGUCGGGAAAUAGGGAUUCGAGUGGGAAAAAAAGAUAUGCAGAUGCCAUGGGCAGGUUGAACGAGUGGCGAUAUCGAAUGGUGGAAAGGGGAAUCAAUGCAGAGCCACUUCAACCGCUCUGGUGUCUUAGAAAUCCGGGCAUGUGUAAUCUGAACCAGUAAACCAAAGGCUUUGGCGUCGAGGGUAUUCAUUUCUUGUUAUGAUUGGCGCAGAAUGUUUGAGCUUUGAAUAAAAUGCAAUUUAAUCCAUUUUUAA